AUGGCUCGAGACAUGGAUGCUCAUUCGAGCUUCCUGUACCUCGUCGAGAACCUGCCUUCCUGGCAAGCCACCAUUGAUUCAUUGUCUGUUCAUGCCGCUCAAAAGAAUGCCGAAUUCGGUGCAGAAUAUGCUCGACUGGUCAAUCAGAUCAGACCGAAGCGUAGAAAGACUCCCUCCGUUGCCUCUAUCCACACUCAUGAUGCUGAAUCUCCAAUUGAGUCUCCCACGACCUCUUCGAACGUUGAUGAUGUCGCCUCUCCAUCCGAUCGUGUCGACAUCAAUCCCCUCGAUGCCGAAAACAGAUGUUUAUACGUACAGGCCCGAAGGAAAAGGAAACCAGACCAAUCUCUUCGUUCAGGUGCCUCCGGCCCCCCCCAGUUCAGAAACAAGAACCAAGUCGUGGUUUACUAUGAUGGGUACUUACAAGAGCAGCUCGACAGCAUGGUCAAACUAAUUGGAGUUGGUCGGAAUAAUCUGCGAAAGGGGAAGAAUGCAUUGGCAGCGGCCAAAGGGUUUCGACUGCCCACCUUGACCACCCGAUCUGGUCAAGGUUAUCCUUCACUUGAAAAUAUCAAGAGUACCAUGAUAUCUCGGAAUGCGUCCACAUUGCUACAAGGAAAACAAUCCAGAGGCCCAAGAGGGCAACCCGCCUCCGAUGAUGAGACUGCUUUUUUCCAGGUCGACAAACAGCUGGAAAUUAUCCAAUCGUUGUGUGAAACAGCUGCUCACCAGUUUCUUCGAGAUGGAGAUUGCAGGACUGAACUUGACUCCAUUCAUCAAAAGUUUGAUCUCGUCCUUGAACAAGCUAAGACUACUGCGGAGUCGCUCAAGAAACUGCGAGGGGAAAGUCGUGCCUUAUCCCAGGACGGGACCGACAAUCAAGGAUCCAUCGGAUCUGACCACAACAAUAACAACAACAACUGCGCCCACUCAGAUACGACAAUAUCUACCCAACCCUCAAUGGAAGGCCUCAAAACACCUAAAAUUGGCGCCGCCCCGGAUCCGAGCCCUUUAAUAUUGAGCCACACCAUGGAAGAUAUGAAAUCUCGAGGAGCACUCUUCCGUGCUCCUGAAAUUCCUCCCGACACCACGGCUGCCGUUUUGAUGGCUGAUACCAUCGAGGUUGACGACGCCAGCGACCAAAGUUCCAUCGAGGUGGACAUUUCUCAAUAUCGACUUACCAGUCCUAGGAGAGCCGUGGUUUGA
Messenger RNA from Rhinocladiella mackenziei CBS 650.93, 1206 nucleotides. RefSeq lists its product as uncharacterized. The transcript has a single exon. The record is from RefSeq and is a predicted model, not a curated record. Bases 1 to 1206 code for a protein of 401 amino acids. NCBI's taxonomy places the organism in Eukaryota, Fungi, Ascomycota, Eurotiomycetes, Chaetothyriales, Herpotrichiellaceae.